Molecule: messenger RNA, 2295 nt
Organism: Fusarium sp. VM40
Lineage: Eukaryota; Fungi; Ascomycota; Sordariomycetes; Hypocreales; Nectriaceae
Source: the annotation of a GenBank genome assembly
AUGGCCCCAGCAAGAAUAUCCCACGACCCAGUCCUCCGUCGUGAACCAGCAACCCAGAGCCGUGACUUCCAAAUCCGCAACCUCAACACAGACCUUUGCGUCUGCGGCGGUGGCUUCGCAGGGACCAUCGCCGCCAUCGCAGCAGCCAGAAAUGGCGUCGAUGUUGUCCUGAUCCAAGACAGGCCUGUUCUCGGCGGCAAUGCCUCCAGUGAGGUCCGCUUGUGGAUUCUUGGAGCGACGUCGCAUAUGUUUAACAACAACCGCUAUGCGAGAGAGGGUGGACUUGUUGAUGAGAUUCUCUUGGAGAAUCUGCAUCGUAAUCCCGAAGGCAAUCCGCUGAUUUUGGAUACUAUCCUCCUGGAAAAGGUUCGACUUGAAAGUAGGAUCCAGUUGUUCCUGAAUACCGCCUUAAUGGGCUGUGAGAAAGAGAAUGAGAGGAUUAGUUCUGUCAGCGCCUUCAAUUCGCAAUCUUCUCUCAAGUUCAACAUCCAAGCCCAGCAAUUCAUCGACUGCACCGGCGACGGCACACUCUCAUUCCUCGCCGGCGCACCCUUCCGCAUCGGCGCCGAAAAGCGCGAUGAAUUCGGCGAACUCUUCGCCCCAUCCUCCGAGUACGGUCAUCUCCUCGGCCACUCCAUCUACUUCUACACCAAAGACACCGGCAAGCCUGUCAAGUACGUUGCGCCUUCAUACGCAUUGAAGGAUGUCGAGAGUGAGAUUCCGCGUUUCAAGAGCUUCAGCACAAAAGAGAUGGGCUGCAAUCUAUGGUGGAUUGAGUACGGUGGUAGACUUGACACCAUACAUGAUACUGAGCAGAUUAAAUGGGAGCUAUGGAGGGUUGUGUAUGGUGUUUGGGAUUAUUUCAAGAACUCGGGGAGGUUUCCUGAGGCUGAGAAUCUGACUCUUGAAUGGGUUGGUACGAUUCCAGGGAAAAGAGAGAGUCGACGCUUCAUUGGUCCUACUAUCAUGGUUCAACAAGACAUCGUCGAGCAGUGCUUUCACUCCGAUGCUGUAUCAUUUGGCGGCUGGUCCCUUGACUUACAUCCCGCGGAUGGUGUAUUCUCCGAAGUCGACGGCUGCACACAAUGGCAUUCCAAGGGCGUCUACCAAAUCCCAUUCUCCUCAAUGGUAUGCGCCGAUAUUCCCAACCUCAUGUACGGCGGCCGCAUCAUGUCAGCGUCCCACGUCGCCUUCGCAUCUACUCGCGUCAUGGCAACAUGCGGCGCCAAUGCCAACGCCCUGGGAAUCGCAGCAUCCCUGUGUAAGAAGCAAAGCAUUGACCCCAUGCAACUACUGGUCAAAGGCAACAUGAAGAACUUCCAGUGCGAGUUGAUGCGCUUUGGCCAGUUCAUCCCGGGAUACAAACUCAACGACCCAACUGACCUGGUUCGCUCGGCUUCUAAGAUUGAAGGUUCUGCGUUUGAGCUAUCCCAGCUUCCUGCUGAUGGGCCCCCUAAAGUCUUGGUAAGAAGCCUCGCGCAGAUGCUUCCUUUGCAGCAUGGUCCUGUGCCAAAGUUUUGCAUUACGGCUAUGUCAGUUGACAACACUGAACUGACCGUUCAACUUCGUGGCUCUCAAAAGCCCUACAACUACACCCCUGAGGUAAUACUCGCCGAAAGGAAGUUCUCUUUGGUCCCGGGCGAGAACGACAUAGUCGUCGACUUUCAGAUGGCGAAUCCACAAACGCAAUACGUCUUCCUAGCCUUUCUCCAAAACGACUCCGUAGCGCUUUGCACCACCAAGACGCGCGUAUCAGCUCUCAUGACUGUUGAGCAUGAGUGCACCCAAGAACCUCCUAGCGACGUCGGAGUAGACACCUUUGAGCGCUGGACGCCUGUCAGGAGACCGAUGGGACACAAUCUUGCGCUGACAUUAGAUCCGCCUUUGAGAGCAUGGGGAGUAGAGAAUGUCAGCAAUGGAGUUCCUCGUCCGACUAAGAGAACCAACUGCUGGGUACCAGGCUCCGGCAGGAAAAUCAUGAAGAUCAGCUGGGAAACCCCUGUUAAACUGAACAAGGUUGUUGUCCAUUUUGACACGGACUAUGAUCAUGCGCUGGAGUCUGUCUUGAGAGGUCAUCCGGAGCGGAAUAUUCCUUUUUGCGUCAAGAAGUGGCGUCUCCUUGAUCUUUCUGCGGAGGAGAAAGAGAUUUAUGUCGAAGAUGAUAACCAUCAUUCACGACGGGAGGUUAGGCUCGAGUCUGGUAGGAGUGUGAAGGAGCUUGGAGUUGAGAUUCUUGAACUAAAUGGGGACGAGAAUGUUUUUGGAGGAAUAUUCGAAGUUCGCGUCUAUGAGUAG